Penicillium soppii is the source of this 1524-nucleotide messenger RNA. RefSeq lists its product as uncharacterized. Bases 1 to 1524 code for a protein of 507 amino acids. The record is from RefSeq and is a predicted model, not a curated record. NCBI's taxonomy places the organism in Eukaryota, Fungi, Ascomycota, Eurotiomycetes, Eurotiales, Aspergillaceae. The transcript is spliced from 9 exons. Gene Ontology annotation, molecular function: carboxylic ester hydrolase activity.
AUGCCUCAUAUAUUCCUAAUCUUUUGUCUCAUCUGGAUCCAAGCAGCCGCUCAGGUCGGCCAACCCCCCGAACUACACAUCAAGACAUCCAGCGGCAUCAUAAAUGGCAAAUACAACAACACCGCACAAACGGUACGCGGCUUCAUUGGAGUCCCUUACGCUGAACCCCCGGUAGGAAGACUACGCUGGGAACCGCCACGCCCGAAAUCACCCCCUUCACAUCCUAUAGAUGCAUUCUCGUUUAGUAAUCCCUGUGCCCAGGUAUACACGUACUCUAAUGAAUCUAUCUGGAGUAUUCUGCCAUACAAAAUCUGGAAUGCGGCGAACAUGUCCGAAGACUGUCUCUAUAUGAAUAUCUGGGCACCAUCUACCAAGCACCAUAGCAAGAAGCGCAAAGCAGCAGUCAUGAUGUUCAUUCAUGGUGGAAGUUAUGCUUCUGGAUCUGGAUCGGUGAGUUAUUAUGAUGGUACCAAUUUGGUGCAAGAUGAUGAGGAUAUUAUUGCUGUUACCUUCAAUUAUCGACUGAACAUUUUCGGAUUUCCUAAUUCGCCGGGGUUGGAUCCCAAAAAGCAGAAUCUUGGACUACUGGACCAGCGAAUGGCGAUCGAAUGGGUUCAUAUGAAUAUCGGCAACUUUGGCGGUGAUCCAAACAGGAUUCUUCUCUUUGGUCAAUCUGCUGGUGCUUCUUCAGCUGAUCUCUAUUCAUAUGCAGCAAGCACAUCUCUUAAGAAAUUUGAUCCUCUCGUCAGUGCCUUUGCCCUUCACUCAGGAACUGCCCCAUUACUACUUUCGCCCCCCGACCACGAAAAUUGGAACAAUCUAUCCACCGAUCUAGGAUGUGAUAUUGGGAAAAGGUCUCAUUAUUGCAUGAAUCAAAUUCCAGCGAUGAGGAUUGUUGAAACAAGAGCCCAGGGAAAUUAUAACUUCUAUCCCGUUGUUGAUGAGUUGCUUGUGUUUUCCGAUUAUGUUGCCAGGUGUGAUAAGGGUCAACUGGCACGUCUGCCGACAUUAGCGGGGAUGACUGAGCGUGAAUGCUCGGCUCUCGUACCGUUGAACCAGGUAUCGGUCAAUAUGACGGAAAUAUAUGAGGUUGGUCGAUUCAGAUAUAAUUCGCAUAGGAUUCGAGUCCGACACAAUGUAACCACGUGGAGAUAUCUAUACCAUGGCAAUUUCAGUAGUCUUAGUCUAACUACAUGGCUUGGCGCAUACCAUGGGGUAACACCAGCGGAAAUACCUAUGGUCUUCGGAACCUACAAUUUCUCAUCAGCAAGUUCGACAUCGAUAGAAGUCCAAGCGAGCAAAUACAUUCAAGGAGCAUGGACUUCCUUUGCCAAGGAUCCCCUCACAGGGCUGAGAGCCUAUGGCUGGCCACAAUAUAGAUUCAACGGUGUUGAUGACAAGCUCAUCGUCAUAGAACCCACGUUGAUCAACAUUGCUUUCAACAAUACCAUUCCAGCGGUAUUGAGCUCUGCUCCUUGGGAUCAUUCUUGCAAGGAUGUCAUCGUUCAACGGUCUGAACUGUGA